GAGACAAAAGUUUUAAAAAUUAAAGUAAUACCUUUAAUCAUUUAAUCUCAGUUGUUAUUCAUAUAUUUUAUAUAGUUAUUAUUACAGAAAUAUUGGAUAUGAAACCAUAUAACAUUUUUGUAUUUAUUAUUUUAUGCAAAGAUUUCUUUAUUUUGGAAACGGAUGCAAUUAGUUAUACUACAUUUCUCGAAAGAGAACAAAAAAAACACGGCGAUUUACUAAAAACUACAGACAUUGAGGAAUUGAAAAAACAUUGUCAGGAUAAUAAUUUACCAACAAAUGGUAAAGAGAUCAUCAUGUUUUUACAUAGUGCAAUGUUUAAUGUGGAUAAAGCUUUACAGUAUAUGAUAUCUAAUUAUCAAUAUCGAAAUAAAAUACCUGAGUUUUUUAAACCAAAAAAUCCAUUUUCAGAGGAAAUGAAAGAGGUCCAGAAAACAAUGAGUUUUUCUAUUGUAUCUAGAAGUAAUGCUGAGGUUCAUAUAUAUAGUCAACUGAAAAAUACCAAUUAUAAGAAUUUUAAGUUUAUACCAACUAUUAAAUACCUUUUUAUGGUAAUUGAAUACAUAAUAGAAACACAAGGAACUGUUGAAAACUUCAUUUUUACAUUUAAUACUAAAGGUAUAGGAUUAUGGCAUAUUGGAAGGAUUCAAAAAAAUAUUGCUAUUGAACUGUUAAAUUUUUUAAAAGGAAGUUUACCAAUAAGAAUUAAAGGUAUAUAUAUUGUUAAUGCAGGAAAAUUAACAAGUGCAUUUUUGUAUUCCUUGAUAAAUUUGAUGCCAAAUAAUGUCACAAAAAAAGUGAAAGAAAAGGUACAAUUCUUUAAUCAAAAAGAUAUUUUUAAGCAUGUUCCAAAAAAUAGCAUACCGUCAGAAAUGAACGGACAAGGAAAAUCUUAUAUAACAUUGUCUGAUGAAACUUAUAAUGAAAUUUGCGAAUGGUUUUUAGAGAAGAAAAAAUGAAGCAAUUCUCAUUUAUCAACUUUUAUUUAAAGUCUAUAUAGAUAAAAUUUUAAAUGCAGUAAAUUAUUAAA
Messenger RNA from Daktulosphaira vitifoliae (grape phylloxera), 1030 nucleotides. RefSeq names its product tyrosine-protein phosphatase non-receptor type 9-like. The coding region runs from base 99 to 959 and encodes 286 amino acids. The transcript has 7 exons. Gene Ontology annotation, cellular component: membrane. Gene Ontology annotation, molecular function: phosphatidylinositol bisphosphate binding. Lineage: Eukaryota; Metazoa; Arthropoda; Insecta; Hemiptera; Phylloxeridae. The record is from RefSeq and is a predicted model, not a curated record.